UCUGAUCAAAAAUCUGUGAACAACAAAGCUCCAUCUUCCCAAGAUCGAAAAGAAAGGCAAAAUUUGGUCAACCAAACUAAAUCUCCUGUAAUGAACACCGGUGACGGUGAAAUAAAAAAUACUGCUUUGAACUCCAAAUCAGUUUUGAAGAGAGAUGUAGUAGCUGAGAAGAUUUUAUCAUCCACCAAUCCAUCACCAAAACCUGCUCCUUCUAAAUGUCCAGAUCGCAACAAUGUUAUAUCAUGCUCGAAAAGCUCAAAUCAAAGCAACUGCAGGCAAGUUAUGAAAUUACCUCACAUCAAUAUCGUCAAAGACACGGUGAACAAUCCAUUCACCGUCUUGAAAGAAGAAGUCGAUAAAGCCAAAGCGGCAAACAAAACAUUCACAAUUCGGGGAUGCUUUCCUGCUAUACGAAGAGCGCUUUUGAGAAGAGGCUGGGUGGAGAAAUUACAUUUUUCUAUGAGAGAUCAAUUGAAUUCAGACAUCAAAAAGUUCCGUACUUACAG
Messenger RNA from Leptinotarsa decemlineata (Colorado potato beetle), 506 nucleotides. RefSeq names its product tubulin glycylase 3A. The record is from RefSeq and is a predicted model, not a curated record. Lineage: Eukaryota; Metazoa; Arthropoda; Insecta; Coleoptera; Chrysomelidae. Gene Ontology annotation, molecular function: ATP binding; protein-glycine ligase activity, initiating. Gene Ontology annotation, biological process: protein polyglycylation; cilium assembly; cilium movement. Gene Ontology annotation, cellular component: axoneme; microtubule cytoskeleton.